AUGCAACCCACAGACUCCCAAACUCUUAUCGCCCAGUUGCCCCCGGUCCUCACAGGGAAACUGAGUCACAUACUGCCUUUCGUUCUUCUAACACGAGAUGCGACUGCAGAGAAGAGGAGGCGCUGGCACAGGCAGAAAUCGGCGUUACAGAUCGCCGUGCCGAGGCCGCGACCGCGGUCUGUGCCGCGCCGAGGGCAGCGCGCACCUCCCGGGCGCGCCGGGCAGCUGCUGCCCACCGCAGAGCGCCCUCGGGGGUCCCUCCCGGAGGGUCCCCUUCUCCCGAACAACGACCCCCGCCGCCCGAUCCCUCCCCAGGGACCCUUUCCGCCGAGCCCCGAUACCCGCAGCGGGGUCUACGCCCUUGCCCCCACGACAAGGACUGCCCUGCCCGAAAGCGCCGGGGAUGGUGCGGGGGCGACCCGGGCCGGGGAGAGAGAGGAGCGCACUGAGGCCUCUCUGAGCCCCUGCGGCGGAGUCCUACCUUCCCAGCGGCGGAGACCGCGGCAGCCGGGGCCGCUGACCGGGUUCCCGGGCAGGGAGACUCCCCUCGCCCCUAAACAUGAUGAGCGGCUUUCCCCUCCCCUCCCCUCCCGGGGCUUGCGGGAAAGCAAGCGAGAAAGAACGGCUUCGGGAGCUGCGUCCGACCCGCACUGGCUCCUUAAAGCUCUUAUCCUCGAUGUCGUGGCACGUGGCCAUGGAGGCUAUGAUUCUGAUUUUAGUGAUGAGGAGAGUGGAGAGAAGUCUCUGCAAAAGACUAAAAGAAUACAGGAUGAUGCCCUUCUGAUAAAGCCAUUCCAAAAAGCAAAACAAGGCAGUGUGGUACACAGACAAUUUGCAGCUGAAGAAUGUGAUAGGGAAGAAGCAAGAAAAAGAAGAUUUCACUUGAUAUCGAUGGAUGCUUAUGAAAGACAUAAAAAGUUUGUGCAUGACUACAUUUUAUACUAUGGCGGCAAAAUAGAGGAUUUCCGAAGAUCUGGAGCAAAUGACAAGACGGAUCUUGAUGUUAUUAGAGAAAACCAUAGAUUCCUGUGGAAUGAAGAAGAUGAAGCAGAGAUGAAUUGGGAGAAGAAGCUUGCAAAGAAGUAUUAUGACAAGUUGUUCAAAGAAUAUUGCAUAGCAGAUCUCAGCAGAUACAAAGAGAAUAAGUUUGGAUUUAGAUGGCGACAUGAGAAAGAAGUGAUUUCAGGAAAAGGGCAGUUUUCCUGUGGAAAUAAACACUGUGAUGAGAAUGAAGGCCUGAAGAGCUGGGAGGUAAAUUUUGGUUAUGUUGAACAUGGCGAAAAGAGGAAUGCACUUGUGAAAUUGAGACUAUGUCCAGAAUGUUCCCACAAACUAAACUUCCAUCACCGGAGGAAAGAAGUCAAAACAUGCAAGAAGAGAGGUGCUGCUGCACAGAACUCUAAAGAGCCAAAAAAAAAGAAGAAAAAAUUGUCUCGUUCAGCAAAAAAGAAGUCCAAAAAAAAGACCCAUAAAGAUCAAGUUUCUUCAGAUGAUUCAGAUAGUUCUGACAAAGAUUCAGAUAACAGCAGUGCAGAAGAUGGUCCUUCAAAAGCUGACUUUGGGAAAGGUCCUCUCCGAGAAGCAGAUGAAAAAUCACGGGGAGAGGAGUUUGAGGAGUAUUUUCAAGACUUAUUUCUCUAAAACUUGCAAUUGAUGUAGGCUGAUUUUCUUCAUGAGUUGUCAAGAUGUAAGUCUGGAAAUCCAGUCAUAAUUUUCCAGAGACCUCUAUCUGCCAGCAUACCUUUUCUACAGUCACUCUAUGGACCAUUUGGGUGGAUUGUCCUUGUAGAAGACUUCAAAUCUCAAAACUUUCUGUUUCUUGUAGUAGUCUGCAUACUCUUGAAACAAGAGAAAUAAUUUUUUCCCUUCAGUGCAAAAUAUAUGUGGCACCCAAACUUAAACAAAUAAGAAUAUAGUUUUAUUAACAUUACAACAAGGAAGUUCACUGCUUUUAUUUUAUCCCAAACUUCGUUUAUUGCCAGAUUUUCGUAAAGGAGCAUUUUGUAAGAUUCUGUGAGUAGU
Messenger RNA from Ficedula albicollis (Collared flycatcher), 2022 nucleotides. RefSeq names its product protein FRA10AC1. Gene Ontology annotation, biological process: dephosphorylation. The record is from RefSeq and is a predicted model, not a curated record. Gene Ontology annotation, molecular function: phosphatase activity. NCBI's taxonomy places the organism in Eukaryota, Metazoa, Chordata, Aves, Passeriformes, Muscicapidae. The coding region runs from base 1 to 1641 and encodes 546 amino acids. The transcript is spliced from 15 exons.